This is a messenger RNA of Tilletiaria anomala UBC 951, 1266 nucleotides long. Its product is annotated as Prp18-domain-containing protein. Gene Ontology annotation, cellular component: U5 snRNP; U2-type post-spliceosomal complex; U4/U6 x U5 tri-snRNP complex. The transcript has 4 exons. The record is from RefSeq and is a predicted model, not a curated record. NCBI's taxonomy places the organism in Eukaryota, Fungi, Basidiomycota, Exobasidiomycetes, Georgefischeriales, Tilletiariaceae. Gene Ontology annotation, biological process: RNA splicing; generation of catalytic spliceosome for second transesterification step. Bases 1 to 1173 code for a protein of 390 amino acids.
AUGGAUGCCCUCAAAGCCGAGCUGGCUGCCAAACGCAAGGCCAAGGAAGCGCCGCCCCCCGCUGAAGGAGGCAGCGGGAGCGCUGAGCCUGUCUACAAGAAAUGGACGCGACGUGGCGAUCUACUCAAACAGCAGGAGGAGGAGUACAAGAGGGAGCAAGAGGAGAAGGCCAAGGCAAAAGCAGCAGCAGAAAGGCUGAAAAGGCAGGGAAAAGAGCAUCGGUCAAAGAGCAAGGUGCGCUUUCUCCAGCUGGACGAGCGCGCUACGCCAGAACGAACAGGCGAGGGUGGUUCAGUGUCAAGGGAUUCCGCUGAUAUUGCAGUGAAAGAUGCAAAAAAGGAGAGCUUCAACAUAUCCCCCGAAGAAGCUGUACGCCGUCUUCGUGCUCGCGGCGAGCCGAUCCGACUAUUUGGCGAGAGCGACAAGGAGCGCCGCUUGCGCGUUCGGGCGCUGGAGCUCAUCGAGGAGCGCGGCGCCAAGGUCGGGCAGAAUGACUUUAUGAAAGCCUUGCAAGGUGCCGAAAGCAGCGAAGCGAAGAACGCAAUCGAAAGGAUGCAUGCUAGCGACAAGGGCAAGGAGGAGCAGCAAGAAGCGAAAGAUGCCGUUCCGCAGGCAGACAACGAGGACAAAGGCAAAGGACGAGAGGGAGUUGGCAUGGAUAGCUUGUUGGAUCUGAACCUCAUUCGUACAGACGAGUCCAAGGUGCAUCCGAUCAUCUAUUACACGCUCAAAGGGCUUCUGAAGGACUGGGAAGAGUAUCUCGCAAAACGCCCUGACGAAGUGCGGCGAUCAACACAAGGAAAGCUCGCAGCAGCGACCCAGGUGCAGACUGCGAGCUACCUCAAGCCGCUGUUCAAACAGUUGCGCCAUCGGGACCUACCGUCUGACAUGCUUAUUCGGAUAGCUGAAAUUGUGCAUUACAUGCAAAAACGCGAGUACCGCAAAGCCAACGACUCGUAUUUGCAGCUCAGCAUCGGAAACGCCCCUUGGCCAAUCGGCGCCACCUCGGUCGGCAUCCACGCGCGCUCGGGACGAGAAAAGAUCUUCAGCUCCAAAAUCGCGCAUGUGCUCAACGAUGAGGAGACACGCAAGUAUAUUCAGAGUUUGAAACGUCUCAUGACGUUCGCCCAGACAAAGUAUCCACCGGAGGACGUUAGCAUGCUCAUGGGGUGAAUCGCCACCCUCACACCGUGGCGCUCGCCGCCCUGGGCUGUAUCAUAUCCAUCCCACUGUAUCCUAAUCAAGGCCAUGCCUUUUAUACCGUAC